Messenger RNA from Lampris incognitus (smalleye Pacific opah), 5468 nucleotides. RefSeq names its product ferrochelatase (gene fech). The record is from RefSeq and is a predicted model, not a curated record. The coding region runs from base 137 to 1363 and encodes 408 amino acids. Gene Ontology annotation, biological process: heme biosynthetic process. The transcript has 11 exons. Lineage: Eukaryota; Metazoa; Chordata; Actinopteri; Lampriformes; Lampridae. Gene Ontology annotation, molecular function: protoporphyrin ferrochelatase activity.
CCGCGGAGGUUGAAGGAAUUCGGCGGUGGCAACUUCGGAGGAGAACGGCCACUUUCAGCCGCGUCUGGCCGCGGGGAUUCACCGCCGUCCGUGUGAUAAAGGCACGUUGUGUUAACGGAUAAACUAGCAAGACACCAUGAUGGCGGUCCUGGGCAGCGCCGGCAGGCUGCUCCAAUUUGCCAGGAGCAGUGUUGGUCUGUGUGUGAGUGGUUCUCUAAGGAGACAGUCUACUGCAGCCGCUGCUGCUUUUGCCCAUCCUGCGUCGCCAGAUACACAGGAAAACAGGAAACCUAAGACAGGAAUUCUGAUGCUGAACAUGGGUGGACCAGAGAAACUAGAAGAUGUCCAUGACUUCCUGCUACGGCUCUUCAUGGACACAGACCUGAUGAAACUUCCUGUGCAGAAUAAGCUGGGUCCAUUCAUCGCCAAGCGGCGGACACCGAAGAUCCAGGAGCAGUACAGUAAGAUCGGAGGAGGAUCGCCCAUCAAACACUGGACCUCAAUGCAGGGAGAGGGAAUGGUCAAACUGCUGGAUGAGAUGAGUCCUGAGACCGCUCCUCAUAAGUUCUACAUUGGUUUCCGUUACGUUCACCCGCUGACGGAAGAGGCCAUAGAGGAGAUGGAGAAGGAUGGAAUAGAAAGAGCUGUAGCCUUCACACAGUAUCCUCAGUAUAGCUGCUCCACUACAGGAAGCAGUUUGAACGCCAUCUACCGUUACUAUAGCAAUGGAGCCAACAGGCCCAAUAUGCGAUGGAGUGUGAUUGAUCGGUGGCCCACGCACCCCCUGUUGGUGGAGUGUUUUGCUGAGCAUAUUCGAAACGAGCUCCUCAAAUUCCCAGAAGAGAAGAGGGACGACGUGGUCAUCCUCUUCUCAGCACACUCCCUGCCCAUGGCUGUGGUGAACAGAGGGGAUCCUUACCCUCAGGAAGUCGGGGCAACAGUACAGAGAGUCAUGGAGAGACUGGGACACUGUAACCCCUAUAGACUAGUGUGGCAGUCUAGGGUUGGCCCCAUGCCAUGGCUGGGCCCCCAGACAGACGAGGUGAUUAAAGGCCUGUGUGAGCGGGGCAAGAAGAACUUGCUGCUAGUGCCGAUAGCAUUCACCUCCGACCACAUAGAGACGCUACAUGAACUGGACAUAGAGUACGGACAAGUGCUAGGAGUGGAGUGCGGUGUGGAGAACAUUAGGAGAGCAGAGUCUUUGAAUGGAAACCCUCUUUUCAUGAAGGCGCUUGCUGACCUAGUCCAGUCUCACCUCAGAUCCAACGAGCCCUGCUCCCGUCAGCUGACCCUCAGGUGUCCUCUUUGUACCAACCCUACUUGUGGGAAAACCAAGGCCUUCUUUGCCAACCAGAAACUUUGAUACACACACACACACACACACACACACACAGCAUUAGCGCUAAACACAUGUUUUUUCACAUUUUGAUGCCUGUUUUGCAUCAGUGCUACCUUUGAAGAAACGUAGGCCUUUCUUGUUUAGCAAAAUCCCACUCACACAAUCCCACUCACACAAACACUCACACAAAUAUGCACACAGAACAGAAGCAGAGAUUAAGGCACACUUUCCACUCCUCUCCAACAAAAAAGGGUGUCGGUUAGGACAAAACACUUCAAAUCGCAGUCCAGUUAGAAUUUGCAAAGUCAUCUAAUGGUAUGUUUUAUUCCACAUGGAUGCCCAGAUGGGUGGAACUUGCCGCUUUAGAUGGAGAAAACACAAAGAUAAUUACAUAGAUGUCACUCGGACCAUCAAAAGAAAAAAAAAAAUUUGGUGAGUGUCUUUAUGCUUACCUGGUCCCAUCUGAAUGGCCCUUGAUGGUGCUCAACUCCUCCCUGUCAGGUACUCUAGAAAUUCUGCAAAUGCUUUCUGACUUACGUCUCCAACAUAUGGAGGCAAGAGCAGACAGUUUAGGAAAAAAACAGAUACUGACCACAUCACACCCACGCUUCAUUAAAAAGCCUUGCACUAAGUCCCCUUGCUCACAUUCCAUAUGCUUUAGCCCAUUUCUACCUGUGUAGGAAACCCGGAUUCCCACCUGUGCAGAAGUGCCUAUGAUAACAACACAAUAGGCAACCAGGUGUACUUACCCCCCCCCCCCCCCAGCCGUCCCUUGAUGUCAUUUACCCAUUAGCCACCACCACCACCACCCCGCUUUCAAAAUCUCUUCAAAUCUCUUCAAUAUUAUAAGAGGAGAUGUGUGUCACUCAAAUUGUUGCUGUCUAUAACUGAGCUAUUGAAUGUACAUUUUUUUCCUCUCUGGGCGAAACUGCAUUGGAUUCUGGCCUGGUGGGCCUCGAGUGACGUGUCACCGAGCUGUCAGACUCACAAGUCUAAUAAAGGACAAGUGAACGAUUCAAGGAGAAAACCCAAGGCGGAUGUGAAAGGAAAAAUAACUUGACGUUAUCCAUCAGCAAGUGCAACAUGAAUAAAGUCCAAACAUGAUCAACGUAAGGGCCACAGUCACUGGCUAAUCUGGCUCAUAUGCCACAUGCAGUAGCGUCGUAAGUAAACAGCGCCAUCUGUCAGUUAGUUUUCCCAAAAUGUUUUUUCUUUAAUCCAUCUUGGUUUCCUUUUGGUAUUGUGAUAAGUCCUCUCGCUGACCCUGACCAAGGUUUAGUUAUAGUGGUUGAGAAUGAUGCCUGGAAGCUGUAGCUGAUGUGCCGCUAGCAAAAAUGUCCUUGGGUUUUAGCUAGCUAGUAGCUAGCAGCAUUAAGCAAGAUUUAAGCUAAGAGCUGGUCAUGACUGCUGCUGUUGCAAAGUGACAUUUGGAGACCUAUAUGAAGUGUUAUUAUGAAUCCCACGGCACGUCUAGGCAAGACACGCCCGUGUAGCAUCAAGACUCGACCAGCAUUGCAUCCAGGCACUAGGAUCCUAGGAAGACCCGCCCCUACUCUGCCUCUGAUUAGCUAACCUUAACCCUAACCUUAACCAACCCAACCAAUGGAGGCAAUGAGUACUGGCCAAUCUGGCCAGUCCUAGCGCUUGAAUGCUAAGCGGGGCGUAUCUUACCUAGAAGUGCCGUGGGAUUCAUAAUAACGCCGCGGAGCGUAGAGGUCUUUUUUUUCUUAGGGAGGAAGUAUUUCAAAUUAUUUAUACUUUCAUCAGUGUUGCGAUCAUGCAGCAGCGUGUCCUUCCUGUACAUGUUCAGAAUUUUUAACAUCCUGUCUCGUCAAAAACAGCACAUUGUUUAGGACAAGAAAUACUGGUUUUCAAAUGUGUAAUCUGUCCAGAAAAAAACAAAAAAUGUCAACACUAUGUCUUGUUCUUAUUAUUAGCCAAAGCUGUUUGCAACUAACACAAAAGUUAUGUUCUUGGUUUGAGGUUUUCCUCCAUAAUGCACCUUCCUGAUGAUGGUGCUGCAACUGAAAUGUGAAAGAAAGAAAAAAAACUUUUCACUUUUUUUUUUUAGUUCGUCAUAAAGUAUAACUUAUAAUGAAACUCUCGCUUAACGUUAUUUUGUUUUAGUUUUUGGCGAGAACAGGUCAUUAACAGCAGUUCACUACUGUCAGAGAUGACGUCUUAUAAUCCAGAUGUCACAGGGUUGAUCCCCAGCAAGAGCCAGUGUCUCCACGGACAUUUGAUAUUUGACCUACAACACGACACCUCUUUCCAUCCGGUCUGUCAUUGUCAGUGACUCAGUGAUAAAAACAUCAGCUGAAAUCCUUAAAUGUGCAAAGCUCAAUUGUAAAUAUAGAGUUUGGGUACACUCCUGGUUUGUCAGGAAAACGAACUUUGACCCUCAUGUGGCCCUGCCAGGGCUGUUUUUUUUUUCCUUUUUUUUUUUUUUUAUCUUGUCGUCUCCUCCCAUGAUGAUGUGCCUUUUUUACCCUGGCUAAACUAGAAAGGCUGGAUUUGUUAUUUAUGGACAUGUUGAAAGGAAAAAUCCACCCUGAAAACCGAACAUGCGUCUUGUUUGUGUAAUCUCGGAUUCGGAUGUUGGCUGCAUUGGUGCUGUAACAGCGGCAAAUGCAGGACCGAUUUUGUGAUUUUGCGGUCUAGGAACACACAAUACAAUGGAGGUAACUUUAACUCGAGCACCCACACCAAAAAGCUAUUCAAAUAUGGUGCUUGCAGAUUGGAAAAAAAUAGAUAAAUAAGAAAGUGAGAACCAAUAAACUGCAUAAUUCCCCGGGUACUGGAAUUAUGCAAUUGACUUCCUCUUAUACUUCCAAAAAAAAUUUUUUUUUUAAAUGUUAAGCUUCAUUACAUAACAUUUACAAGAGGAUUUGGCGUUUAGCUAUGGGAAGAGGCUUGUGAUACCACUUUUUAAAAUGGAUUAAUACCAUUUUGAUGCAAACAAAUCUGAGAAUAUAGGCCUAAAAUGGAGGGUUAUCAAUGGUUACAAGGGGAAAAAACUGCUGUGUUGGAGAGAAGACAACAAAGCUAAAGAUUUAUUCAACUAUUCCUGAAUGAUUUUUCUUUACAGCAUAUUACAAUGUAGUAUAACACAGCAGAAUACACAUGUAACGACCACGGAUGACUAGACUCGCUAGCCCUUGGCUAACGGGCCGGACCCAUUAGUUGAAUGGUUAGCGCAGUCGCCCCUGGUGCAGGGAACCCAGGUUCAAUCCCGGACGAGCCCCCAAAAUGUGACCCUUUCACCAUCCCACUUCUGACACCAAUGUAGCGAGAAUUCACGGGGCAGCCGGAAAUCGAACCUGGGUUCCCCGCACCACGGACGACUGAACUAACCAGUCAACUAAAGGGUCCGACCUGUUAGCCAAGGACCAGCAAGUUAGUCAUCCGUGGUCGUUACACACAGAAUUGGUAUUUUCCCUUUUUAGGUAUAGGAUUAUGUGAAAAAAAUUACAAUCCUCCAUCUUAUUGUCGCCCCUGUGGGGACUCUUGUUGUUGCCAUUGGUAACCGUUUCACCGAAAGCCUCCCUGUAUUGAUUGUUGGGUUUUACCUUGUGAUGUUCCAUCUCCAAAACGACAGUAUUUAUUUCACAUAUCUUCAGUAAGUACCCGCUCAGUGUUCAAGUGUGCUUAGUAAACAAACCUCUCUAUGGGUAAAUACACUGGGAUAAGUUCACUAGAAAGUUAAGUUUUGUCGAAGCUUCCUCGUACAAAUAUCCAGACUGGGUUUCUGGAGCUGACAUAUAAGUGUGACAUGCUAACAUGCUGCAGACGGUGGAUUUUUCCUUCAGGUAAUGGCGUUUUCUAACUUAUUUUGAACCAUCCUCUGUAAAUGUUUGAUAGCUUGUUUUUUUCAGCCGUUGGAGUUAUUGAUAAUUCUGAAGUGCAUUGAUAAAGAGCUUGCUUGUACAUAAUUACUACCAGGGAGGCUACGAGUCGGUCGCAGCUCGGUGCUUUUUUGGGUUUGUUUUGUUUGUAUUAUUUAUUUAUUCUUAAUAUUUGUUCACGAUACAAAAAAACCGACAUCUCCGAUCCAACGCAUUACUUUUUAUAUUUUAGACUCGGCGGUAACAGCAAACAAGUCUUCCUGCACAAAAAUAAACGACUGUCU